UCACCAUGAGUAAUUUUACGUGGUAAUCGGCGGUUCUUGGGGGCGAGGCUUCGGGGUUUCGUGUACGUAGACAAGUUUGAGGUCUUCCCAGUCCGUCAGCCUGCGGUGGCUAUACGACGCAAACAGAAAGAAAGACCAUAAAAACAAACUACAAGUGAAUAAGAGACUUUUUAAGUACCAGAAGAAACUCGAGAGAAGAAAGCAAGAUGGUGGCCAAACAGAGGAUCCGUAUGGCGAACGAGAAACACAGCAAGAACAUCACUCAGAGAGGAAACGUGGCCAAGACAACGAGGAGUCUGGUCGAGGACAAAGGCGUGGGUCCCUGGCUGCUUGCUCUCUUCAUCUUCGUCGUCUGUGGAUCAGCUAUUUUCCAGAUCAUCCAGAGCAUCAGGAUGGGCAUGUAGAGUGAUGUCAUCAUAAGGGGCGGAGCUACAACAGCAGCUGAAGAGGACAAUGACAAAGGACCUGCUAAUGUGAAAAUCAUCCUCAGACUGUUGAGUUCCUGCCCUGAACUGAACCAACCAAAUCAUUCCUGAACUCUGACCAAGCCCUGCCCACUAGACAACCAGCUUCUGCCCACCUAUCCAAUCAAAACCAGCCCCUAAAACCCAGAAUAUUUGUUGUUAUCUGUGUUGACUCAAUGUGCUGCUGUCCCCUGACCUUCUCACAGUGACUGUCUGCCUUUAAACAACCCAUACGUGCCUCCCUGUCGACCUGUGCUUUAGCUCCACCCCCUCUGAGUACACAUUAUCAGUACAUGGGGGUGGGGGUCACAGUCCAGCCUGCUCCUGUAAACUGUAGUAGUGUUUAGUCCAGACCAAAAUUAAUAAAUCUUUUUGCAUUUGUUCCCAGAA
This is a messenger RNA of Monopterus albus (swamp eel), 854 nucleotides long. RefSeq names its product stress-associated endoplasmic reticulum protein 1. Gene Ontology annotation, cellular component: endoplasmic reticulum. NCBI's taxonomy places the organism in Eukaryota, Metazoa, Chordata, Actinopteri, Synbranchiformes, Synbranchidae. The transcript is spliced from 3 exons. The record is from RefSeq and is a predicted model, not a curated record. The coding region runs from base 207 to 404 and encodes 65 amino acids. Gene Ontology annotation, biological process: endoplasmic reticulum unfolded protein response.